AUGUUCCCUCGAGUGAAAGGCUCCUUCUCCAUUUCCAGCACGUCUUGGCUGAUGUUGGGCUUUCCACCCUUCACUCCUCCAGUACCUCGUUUUCUCUCGCCACCGUACACCCCUGUUUUGGAACGGGGAGAAGCUGACCUGCUUGGCUUUAUCCUAGCUAUCUCGGUCGGGAAUGCUACCGUGCAGAGACUGCACUUCCGCCAGGCCCGUGACUCCCAAGGCACUCAGCCAAACCAACCCCUGCAAACAGCAACAUCCCUUUGUGUUGGAUUGAUUUUUCUCUCUCGCUCUUGCCGCCCUGGAUGUUUUGGGAGUUUGAUAGCCAGCAUCCUGAUGUCAUGUGGGUGUCUGGGCUGCAGAGGAGACCACUGCUGUGGCUUUCCACCACUCCAGAGCCUGCUUAAAAGCAAAGCCCAGCAGGACCCAAAAUCAGGGUCAGAAGACCAUCCAAUGCAGGUGGGAGAAGAGAGUGAUUCUAUCCUGGAUUGUAUGCCGCAGCAGAGGUCAGAGGUCAGCCUAACUUCAAUGUCUUCACCUCCAUCCCUACAUGUGAUUAUUCUUAGUGGAGAGGUGGGCAGCAAAGUAGUGGCAGAUACCUUAGAAGCGGUUGGAGGAGUGGUGUGGAGGACCAAAGACGUUGAAGACACAGAGGUCUGCAGAGGUAUGAGCGUGCCUGCAGGAAGACGGGUCACAGGAGUCAACCUGUGAGGAGGUGGUUGGACUGGGGAGAUGGGGAGAUGGGGCGACGGGGGUUACGGCCUGAAGCUUGCCCGUAGCUACACCUCCGGCAGACAGCAGGUGCACUACUUUAUCUCCAAUGCAUUUACACAGACUCAGACUUCCCUCUCCUCCACACACUCUGACCACAUACCUGCUUCUUAUCUCUCUCUCUCUCCCGACGCAAAGAGUCUUAUGCCCGUUGUGAUCCAUGAGGCUCUCAUGCAAAAAAAUGCCUAAUGUGGGACAGGGGGUGGUGGGAACGGCCAGAGUGAGAAGGUCCUCCCAGCAGCAGCCACAGUUCAAGGUAAAGCCUUCUUAAGGCCCUGGAGGCUGUGCAGGCCUUGCAGCCCUGAGGCAAAGGCAGCGCUGGAUGUCCCAACGACUGACCCCCACAUCAGUAGGAACGCCAUAUCAUUACGCCAUUAUCCCGUCGUGCAAUCCUCAAAGAGAAGAACGCCCUCUGAUGGAUCCUAGCGCGUUUCCCAGGCGGACCAGAGAGCUGAGCGAGUGGUGUGGCGCCGUGACCCCCCCCCCCCCCCCCCCCCAUGGCAUGCCGCCAGCUCCCCUCUGCCCCUCCCUCAAAGGGUCCGAGCAGAGUGCGCCGGGCGGGCCGUGUGGGCGGGCUCGAUACAGGGAUCAUCCCGGGUCAGGGCCCUCCCCUGGAAUCAGAUGUUUAACUGGCCAGGAGGAAGAGGGCCAAGCGAGGGCAUCUCAACCAGCACCUUGCCAAAGGUCUCCUGUUCACUUAGCCACCGGGGUCUCCACGAGCCCGCCCCGCCGCCUGCCAAUAGGCAUUAGGGAGGAUUUAGUAAUUAAGUGAUAGGCUGAGGACUAAAUUGGGUGUUUGUGGGCUGGCGCGCCACCCCCAGGUCCCUACAGCCAUGCAGAUAGGGGAUUCUAAUUGCCAGGGAUAUUGAUCAGCCCUGCGAGGGGGCCUGCGCGGGGAUCUGGCAGCCCAUCGAUUAGCUGUUACUGCGGACCCGCUUGUCAAUAGACGAGGGAGGUGAGCAAUGGAGGCAGGGCUCAGGGCUUUUUUCCCACACUGCUCUCCUCGACCACAAGCCGCGGUUGUUCACACACGCACGCGGUGACACACGCGGCCUCCUGUUGUGUUUUUUUUUAAAGCGUGCCAUUAUUAUGCGCUCGCCUGGACGUACUACUACCGCCGCGCACACACACACUUACAGACACACACACACACAUACACACACGGGGAAACACAUGGGUUGGACUUGUCGAGCAUGACUUACCGCCUGAGUAGACCACCCUCACCAAACAGCCUUACGAGGCUAAAGGUGAGGCCCAGGAGCAAGAUCAACACCUGUGGAAGAACACCUGUGGCUUGGGUCCUUCCCAUCACCUCCUGGUAGAUACUGAGGAUUAGAGUGGUCUGUUCUGGCUGGAAUAUCAUUAGCUGCUCCACUAAGCAGUAAAUAGACCAGCUGCAGCCCUCAUGCAAAUUUGCUGUUAAAACAC
Messenger RNA from Gadus macrocephalus (Pacific cod), 2196 nucleotides. RefSeq lists its product as uncharacterized. The coding region runs from base 1 to 708 and encodes 235 amino acids. The transcript is spliced from 5 exons. NCBI's taxonomy places the organism in Eukaryota, Metazoa, Chordata, Actinopteri, Gadiformes, Gadidae. The record is from RefSeq and is a predicted model, not a curated record.